AUCUUUGUCACAGCCGUGUUCACUUGUAUUCUGGUUGGUAUCAACAGUGCUAUGAUCUCGGUGUUUGGAAAACUAAGAGAAAGCACAGCAGACGAUCUAGACGUUAUCUUGUUCCUCAAGUACAUACUUUUUUCAGCAUUGUCUUAUAUUUUUGAAAGUCUGAUAGAAGUUUGCUCGUAUCUCUGUACAUUUUUCUGUGAGACCUUCAUUUCCCAUUGGCUGUUUGCUCAAAAAAUGAAAAAUGAUUUUGACGAGUUUUCAAAAUUUACACCUGAGGAACAGUACACUAACUUUACCAUUAAGAAAGAGGCAUUUGUGAACAUGGUGUCUCUCGUGUUCUUUUCCAUUCCAAUGAAUGCGAUCCUGACAGUAUUUCUCUUUUAUAAUAUUCUAGCAUCCCAAAAGGAUAGUGCUUUGAAAAACACUAUUCUUGUGUCCUGUGUUUGCUUGAUCUACUGUACUGUGAGUAGAAAAGCUGCCUCUCAUAGAAAGAAUCUAAGGCAAGCAUAUAAUGAUUCAAAAAUGUCAAAAAAUGCAUUUUGUAGAAUGGCGCUUGAUAACUAUGAGAUUUGUACUGCAGACAGACAACAGGAGGUCCGAUCAAAAAUGUUCAGAGACAGAGUUAUUUCACUUGCAUCUCAUGAGUACAAAUAUUUUUUUCUUUCUGAGAAUUACAGGCUAUUUACACGAAGCUCAAUAGUUGCACUCAAACUUUUGUUUCUGUUUUUCCGAAUGAAUGAUGAGUCUAUGGCUGUUGGCAAAAUAUUACUAAUGAUAGAUCAGCUAAAUCAAUCGGUGCUUCGAUUAAGAAAUGAUCUUUUCAGGAUUUUAGAGUAUUGGAAUGAGUGUGCAGCAUCCAUCACUGAACAUUGUGGAGCCGAUAAUAGCAGAGCCAACAGCGAUUCAAUCCUUAGUGAGAAGGAGAAGUUGUCUCUUUCAUCAUUAUUCAUCAAGAAUCAGCGAUGUAUCACAUUGAAUUCAUCUAAUGAGAUGGUAGUUUUCGACAAAGGAGAUGGUUCAAACAAAUACACACAUGUUCUUGUGAUGAACCGAUGCUCUAAAACACUGGUUUUCGGUCAAUCAGGUUGUGGCAAAUCUACUCUCCUGAGAUCGCUGAUUGGCAUUCAUAGCUCCCAAUAUGAAGUAAAAAUAGGGGAUGCGGAUGUAUUGUCAAUUGAAAAAAAACUUUUAUUUUCUAAUAUAUCUUUUUUGUUACAAAAACAGCUCAUUUUCAACAAAUCCAUUGAAUUUAAUCUACUCUAUGGUACAGGUCUUACUCCAAAAGAACUAGCUGAAAAAAUUGCUUUUUUCAAUCUUUCACAGUAUUUUGAGCAAUUCGAGCAUGGACUGAAGACAACUAUUGGCAGUAAAUCAUGUGGUCUGAGCAAUGGCCAAAGACAGAUGGUAUGCUUCCUGAGAUGCCUGCUGCGAGAUGCCCCAAUCUAUAUUUUCGAUGAUCCUGGGAUAUUUCUUGAUGAUUACUCUGAAAAGUUGGUAUAUAGUCUGAUUUUCUCACUUUCUAACAAAAUUGUCAUAGUUGCUUCCCAGUCCAACAGACACUCUGAUCUGUUUGAUCAGGUUGUUAAGCUCAAAGACCCAGAACGAACUGUUUGCACCAGCAAAUAA
Molecule: messenger RNA, 1626 nt
Organism: Vittaforma corneae ATCC 50505
Lineage: Eukaryota; Fungi; Microsporidia; Nosematidae
Exons: 1
Biological process (GO): transmembrane transport
Cellular component (GO): membrane
Molecular function (GO): ATP hydrolysis activity; ATPase-coupled transmembrane transporter activity; ATP binding
Source: RefSeq, a predicted model, not a curated record